AUGAAGUUUUUAUUCAUUAUUCAAUUGAUAAUAAUCUAUUGGAAAAAAUUUGCUCAAAAUUCUGAUUUGCGUGUUGUUUGUUAUUAUACAAAUUGGUCAUUAUAUCGUGAAGCUAUGCCAACACUUUAUCCAGAUCAUAUAGAUCCAUUAUUAUGUACACAUAUACAUUAUGCUUUUGCUGAUAUUAAUCCAUUAACAUUAACAAUAACACCGACAGAAGAACAUGAUAUUCAUUGGACAGAUCGAUUAGGAAUGCCACUUUACCUUCGUAUGUAUGGUUUAAAACGACGAAAUCCUAGUUUAAAAAUAAUCUUAUCUGUUGGUGGUUGGUCAGCACGUAGUAAAGGUUUUAAUGCUGUUUUAAGAAGUGAUAAUAAUCGUGCAAAAUUUAUUAAUCAAACAAUUGCUUUUCUUCAAGAAUGGCAAUUUGAUGGAUUAGACCUUGAUUGGGAAUUUCCUGGUUCACGUGAUCGUGGAGCAUCAACUGAUAGUAAAAUUAAAUUUAAUAUUCUUAUUCGUGAAUUGCGACAAGCAUUUGAAGAUGAUGCAAUUAGAAUAAAUAAAACAAAUAGAUUAUUAUUAACAGCAGCUGUAGCUGCUGAUCCAAAAAAAAUUGAUCAAGGUUAUGUUAUUGAAGAAUUUUGCAAUGGAUUAGAUUAUGUUAAUGUUAUGACAUAUGAUUAUCAUGGUAAAUGGGAUCUCGUAACAGGUAUUAAUAGCCCAUUAUAUAGAAGUCAUACGGAAUUAGAAAAUCAUGAAGAUUGGAAAAAUACUAAUUCAUCGAUUUAUUAUUGGAUAAAUAAUGGAUGUGUAGCAUCAAAGAUUAAUUUAGGUUUAGCUUUAUAUGGACGAUCAUUUACAUUAACUCAUACUCACAAUACUUCCAUUGGUGCAUCAAUUGUUGAAGGUGGAGGAGAAGGUAUACAUAUAUAUAUACUUACAUUAAGAAUUUUAUUUAUAAAUAAAGAUAAUUUAAAAUUGUUUUUAGCUGGUCCAUAUACGAAAGAAGAAGGCAUUUUAGCGUAUUUUGAAAUUUGUCAAAAGUUGCGUGCACAUAAUUGGACAACUGAAUGGGAUGUAGAAUCACAAUCACAAUAUGCUUAUUCGGAUACGGGUCAAUGGGUUGGAUAUGAUUCACUGAAAAGUGCAACACUUAAAGUUAUUUGGAGCAAAUCGAUGGGAUUGGGUGGAGUAAUGCUAUGGACAUUAGAUUAUGAUGAUUAUACAGGUUUAUUUUGUAAUCGUGGUGAAUUUCCAUUUACUCGUCGUGUUCAUGAAACAAUGUUUGAUUCAAUAUUAACAACAUCGACAAUAUCGAUAACAAAUGAAUCUCAUACGACAACAUCAAUUCGUACAUCAAAUUCUUCGAUAUUUCUAAAAUUAAAUCGAACGAAUAGACCUAAUUUUUUUCUUGUUGUAGCACCAUCACAUCGAACAAAAAUUGUUUCAGAUUCUCGUAUGGUCAAUCAUGCCGGUGACCAUUUAAAAUAUAAAUUCUUCUUAUUAUUCUUUCUAUCGGUGUUUCAUUUCUUUAAAUAA
Molecule: messenger RNA, 1539 nt
Organism: Rotaria sp. Silwood2
Lineage: Eukaryota; Metazoa; Rotifera; Eurotatoria; Philodinida; Philodinidae
Source: the annotation of a GenBank genome assembly